This is a messenger RNA of Notolabrus celidotus (New Zealand spotty), 7704 nucleotides long. Its product is annotated as polycystic kidney disease protein 1-like 2. The transcript has 41 exons. The record is from RefSeq and is a predicted model, not a curated record. Gene Ontology annotation, cellular component: membrane. Lineage: Eukaryota; Metazoa; Chordata; Actinopteri; Labriformes; Labridae. Gene Ontology annotation, biological process: detection of mechanical stimulus. Gene Ontology annotation, molecular function: protein binding; carbohydrate binding; calcium ion binding. The coding region runs from base 1 to 7473 and encodes 2490 amino acids.
AUGGGAGGCACCACUCUACCCACACUGACUCUGUUGGUUCUCUCCCUCAGCUGGGCUUGUUUUGCUGAGGAGGAUGCAAAGGGUCUCUCUUGCCCCAAACACCAGGAAGCUUUUGAUGGCUCUUGCUACGAGUUUGUGGUUCUACAGCGAUCCUUCCUUAGUGCCCAAGGAUGGUGUGAGCAAGGCGGAGGACACCUAGCUUUUAUUCUGAAUGAUGAAAUCCAGCAGUUCCUCCAGAAGCACCUGGAGCAGGAGAAGGACUGGUGGCUUGGGCUCGCACCUGCAGCUCCAAACCUCACACUCGACUCUGCUUCAACUGAGGGUUCCCUGGCUUGGCUCGACGGCUCAGAUGUCAGCUAUAAUAACUGGGUGAAAUUGCCUGAUGCACAAGCAGCCUGUGGACAUAUCCAGAAACAUUCAGGCUUCCAGUGGGAAGCCACAGGGAACUGUAGCCAGGAGCUGAGCUUCGUUUGCCAGUUUGAAUCUGGGAAAUCAAUUGCAUGUGACGGCCAAAAUGCAACACUGCAGUGUGGCUCAGGUCAGGUCAUAGAGGUAGAUGACAGCUUCUACGGUCGGAAAACUAUUCACUAUUGUCGGUCCAAACACGCCACAGCCACACCUACAUCCACCCAGGAGGAGUGCAGCUGGGUCGAUGUGACAGAUUCUGUAUCAGGUCAUUGUCAUGGACUGCAGGCUUGCCAGGCUCCGGUGGAUGUGAGCUCUUCUGGUGAACCUUGUCCCAUGCUGAGGAGUUACCUGUCUGUGGAGUACCACUGCAAAGAUGGACUCCACCUGUCCAUGAAAAAGCUGGCUGCUGUCUCAGAGGAUGUUUCCUUCACUGUGAAGUGGCUCCUUCAUCCUUUUCAGGGAAACCUCACAUGCACAGUGAACGCUGGAGACGGCCACACCAUCGAUCCAUACAGCCCAGAGGAGAUGGAGAGCACUGUGAUGCACAAAUACAAGCAGCCUGGUGUUUUCAUGGUCGGAGUGGAGUGCACCACCAGUGACUGGCACGUUACAGCUCAGAAAGCCAUAACCAUACAGGAGCCUGUUGGAGAGUUUGGCAUCAUUAAGUGUUAUAGCAGAAAUAUGUCAACAGAUGGUGCUAAAUGCAACGCAAUUCAAGGUCAGCCUGUUUGGAUCCAGGUUGUUGUGGAGGCAGGUACAAAUGUCUCCUACAAAAUUCAACGUGAGGAUCACGUGGUCGCAAACCUGUCUGUAGAAAGAGGGAUCACACCCCACAACUUGACACUGAGCAGAGAGGUGGUAGAGAGGCUUAGACUUGGCUGCAACAACCUGACUCUGAUUGCCUCAAACAAAGUCACAGCACAAACAAUGUCCUCCCAUAUGGAGCUGUGUCUGCUGGAGCCUGUUGAAGGCCUUCAGGCCUCCGUGAUGGUCAGGGAAGAUGUGUGUCCAGACUCCCCUGAUCUCAUUAUUGGUGUUUCAUUGGAGCGAGGAGCCCCUGCAGAGCUGCUCUUCACUCUGACUGGAGCCAAGGAUAACAUCUCUGAGACAAGAGACGUGCUUAACUCCAGCCUACAAGCUUUUACAUUCUCUGACCCGCUUGAAGGAUUGUUGAAGAUAAAUGUACGAGCCAUGAACGCUCUUUCUGUUGCAAAUAUGGACGUGGAUUUGGAGAACAUCCGUCAAGCCUGCCAGAACUACUCUGACCUUUCACCAGACACAUACGGUGACAGAAAUGAGAGUGCUGAGGAAUCUGUCGACUUGAAAAUUGUUAAGACCCCAGACUCCUUGGUUGAUUACAAUCAGAGUGUCACACUGAGUGUAUCUGGAACUGAAUCAUUACCCAGCAAAGGACUCACAUUCAAAUGGAAAUGUAGAGGAAACUGCAAAUGCAGAAGCAAAACAAAGGAUGAAACUCAUGUCAUUGAAAAGGAUUGCCUCCCAAAUCCAUUUGAUGUUUUGAAAUACGUGUUGACUGUGAGCAGGCCAGCCUGGUUCAGGAAAGGGGUCGACCUGGCUUCAGCUUCAACAUGCAUCACUGUAACUCCAAAGAAAUUCACAAGCGUCACCAUCAGUUGUGAGAAUUGCGCUUCAAUAAAUGUGGAGGACAAUGUAAAGCUUAAACUGAGCUGUGGGACGACUUGCCCAGAGGUAGUUUGGUAUAUUGUGGACCCCAAACCUUUGAAGGGCAACCUCAAAAAAUGUUACUCCAAAGCAGGAACAGGGCCGCCUAUAGAGGAGCAGGACGGUAAUACUGAGUAUGUGGUUCAGAGCAAACAUCUAAAGACUUCCAGAGACCACAUGCAGAACAUCAGUGUGAUUGUUUAUGGCAAAGAGCAGCUGGGUUUUGCAAACUUCACUCUACCAAUACCAGGCCCUGAUCCGACUGAACCACCGGAAAACCCCACCACCGCCACCCCCUCGUGUAGCAUCUCUCCUCUAUCAGGAACAGUCCUUGAUGCUUUUGACAUUAAUUGUGAAACAAGUUCUUUCUGCUCUAAGGGCUGCGUUUAUUGCUUCAAAACAGACACAGGCAAACAUCUGCGCUGCAGUAACACCAACAAGGUGAAAUCUGUCUUCCUGCCUCUCGGAGAUAAGAACAACAACCACAGUUUGUCUGUUAUUGUGACCGUGCAAAGUGGAGAUGAGAAAGCCACCACAACUGUCUUGGCUCAGGUCCUGAAAAGCAGCUCCAGCUCCUCGGUGGAGGCUCUCACAUCUGCAGUGAAGGACUCUGUGAGUCAGCUGGAGCAGCAGGGUGUGCUCUCCGGUGAGGCUCUGGGACAGAUAUUCACCUCGGUUUCUGAUAUGCUGAAUUCAGAGUCUGUCCAUGAACAGAUAGAAGAAAGGAGGAAGCUCAGAGAGCAGAUGUUGAACAAAAUGAAUAGAGUGCUCAUGGACACACCCAGCAACACGACACAGGGGGUGCAAGUGACGGCCAGAGCUGUGGCUGGACUGACCCAGCGCCCAGACGAACUCAGUCCCGUUGCUCAGGAAGAAGCUGGCUCAUUGUUAGUAGACCUCAGCUCCUCCCUCAACUCUCUCAGUGAAAAUGAGGACGGUGGUGAUGAUGGAGAAGUUGUGCAGGCAGCUGCUCCCAUAGUUGAAGCAGCCAGUAAUAUUCUGAAUGUUUCAUCAAAUAGAAAAGUCUCAGAUUUUCUUCUUACUGGAAUAAGCAAUGUUCAGAGUGCUCUGCUGAAUAAGAGGAAGCUGAAUGGAGAACCUGCCAUCAUUGAUUCUGGUCACAUCAGUGUGUACGUCAACAGAGUGUCUCCAGGAAACAUGCAGGCGCAGGAUAUAAAUGUCCAGAAGAACAGCUCCUCCAGGUUCUCCUUCCCAACGCUGCCUGCUCAUAUUCUCUCUCCAGAGGAGCCAGUGGAUGUCAGAAUGAUGAGUUUCGAGACAAACCCAUACUCUUGGAAGGAUGACAACAUCACAGGAACAGUAGGAUCUGUCUCCCUCACCAGAAUGAACGGCUCCGUCAUUCCUGUGGAAAACUUACCUGAAGAGAUCGAGAUUCUCUUACCAAGGCUGGAUGUCGGGCAGCAGAACAGCACAGUCCUGGACCUUGCCAAUUUCAGCACAUUAAUAAUUGAUGUCCCCUCGCCGGAUGUAACACUGGUGCUGAAAAUGGAGCCAUCUGAAGACAUCUCCUUCAUGCUAUUCCUGGGAUACAAAGAUUAUCCAAAUAGUGAGAAUUAUGUUGCCAAGACUCAAAUCCCACUGGAGAAUUCUAAAGAAGAGGAGAAAUACACCUGGGUGCUGAGUCCUAAAGACAGGACAGGAGAUGUUGGAGUUCAUUACCUUGUCAUGAAGCCCAUCGUAGAGCCAGGGGUCAGAUCCAUCAAUGCUACAGUCAGUGUUGUUUCCAUUGCUGCUCAGUGUAAAUACUGGAACGAAACUGGGUCUACUUGGAGUGAGGAUGGCUGCAGGGUUGGGCCCCUCACCACGCCGCUUGUCACUCAGUGCCUCUGUAACCACUUGACUUUCUUCGGCAGCUCUUUCUUCGUCAUGCCAAACCUGGUGGACGUUUCACGCACUGCGGAACUUUUUUCUACAUUCUCAAACAAUCCUGUGGUGGUGUGUUUUGUUGGCGCCAUCUUUGCUGCUUAUUUCCUGGUGGUUGUGUGGGCACGAAGGAAAGACAUCCAGGACUCAGCCAAGGUGAAGAUAACAGUACUGGAGGAUAAUGACCCCUUAGCUGAGUAUCGUUACAUUCUGAACGUGAGCACAGGGCACCGGCAUGGUGCAUCCACCUCCUCUCAGGUGGCAAUAACUCUGCAGGGCACAGAGGGAGAAAGCGAGCCUCACCACCUGACAGACUCUGAGAAGCCGGUGUUUGAGCGGGGUGGGGUGGACAUGUUUCUGAUGACAACACACUUCUCCCUCGGUGAGCUGCAGAGCGUCAGGCUGUGGCACGACAACUCAGGAGCGCAACCUGCAUGGUAUGUGAACAAAGUCAUGGUACAGGAUCUGGAGAGUGGUCAGAAAUGGCACUUCCUAUGUAGUUCCUGGCUGGCUGUAGACGUGGGAGACUGCACUCUUGACAAAGUCUUUCCAGUAGCCACAGAGAUGGAUCUGAAGAGGUUCAGUAACCUGUUCUUCAUGAAGACAGCUAAGGAUUUCCGUGACGGUCACAUCUGGUUCUCAGUGAUCAGUCGGCCUCCGUGCAGCACUUUCACUCGUGUGCAGCGAGUAUCCUGCUGUUUUUCCCUUCUGCUGUGCACCAUGCUGACCAGCAUCAUGUUUUGGGGCAUCCCUACUGACCCUUCUGAGCAGACCAUGGACCUGGGUCACAUUGAGUUCACCUGGCAACAAGUAAUGAUUGGAAUUCAAAGUUCAAUCAUCAUGUUUCCCAUCAAUCUCCUCAUUGUGAGCAUCUUCAGAAACACUCGGCCUCGAGAGAAGAAGGCUGCCAAAACAGACGCAUCCAAACAGGCGAAGACUGGUCGGGUGUGUCCCUCACAGACCUCUUCCCCUCAGAAAGAGCUGAAGGACAUCACACCAGACACUGUGAUCAAAGAUAUUAAGAGGAUUGCUCAGUCUCUCUCUAAGGCCAUGAAGAGUCCGCUGCCUGAUCUGCAGCUCCGGCUCGGUCAGCAGGUGGACAUCAACACUCUGCUGUCUCUGGUGGAGGACAUUAUCAGACAGCAGAACAGGGCGGCUGGAGACUUUUACACGGACAGUGUCAAGAAUGAUCGCUCCAUGAUCCUCAGUUUGGGUGCAGUCAAUCUCCAAGAGAACAUUGGAUGGAGCAGCCCAGAGAAGACCUCUGAUGAUGCUCAGAGGAAGACCACCAACAGCAGGUACCUAUACAGGCAGCUGCGACAUGUUGAGAAAGAGCUGGAUAUGCUGGGACCUUCUCGUUUCCCAAAUCCAGGCAGCUAUAACCGAGCCCUCCAGCAAGUUCAGGGGAUGAAGGGUCUCCUGGAGUUCCACCUCCCCUCGUCAAGCCUGGAAGGAGAACAGCUGGACCGCAGUCCCAGUCCUGAAGAGACUGAGGAUGGAAAAUCCAGCAAGAAGUGCUGCCAAGGCGGGCUGCCAUGGUGGUUUGUGUUUGUCGGCUGGAUGCUGGUGAUUGCAACCAGCUGUGUGUCGGGAUACUUCACCAUGAUGUACGGGCUGACGUACGGGAAAGACCGCUCCAUUAGCUGGCUGAUCUCCAUGGUGGUCUCCUUCGUUGAAAGCCUCUUCAUCACUCAACCUCUGAAGGUUCUGGGGUUUGCUGCGUUCUUUGCUCUGGUUCUAAAGAAAGUUGACCAGGAGGAGUAUGGAGAGCCUCAGAUAGAUGAUAGUCUCGGAAACACAGAUGAUCCAGACAUGGUCCGCGCAGCCAGAAGAGACAGCACUUGUAGUUUCUAUCAGCCACCACCUCCCACUGACAUCGAGAGGAUGAGGAGCAACAUGAUUAAAGAACAGAGAGUCUUUGCCCUCAUCAGGGAGAUUCUUACCUACAUGGGAUUUAUGUGGAUGCUGCUCCUGGUGGCGUACGGUCAGAGGGACCCCAACGCUUACUUUCUGACCCAACACAUUCGACAGAGCUUCAGCAGAGGGGUCUCAGACAGUAUGAGCAUUCAGGGUGUGUUUGACUGGGCAAACACAACUCUGCUGAGCAGCCUGUUUGGAGAGUACCCAGGAUUCAUCACAGAUGGAAACUCUAAGCUGGUGGGUAGCGCUCGCCUUCGCCAGGUGAGGGUGCAAAAAGACUCCUGCACUGUGGCCCCCUCUAUGCAGCACUCAUCAAAAGACUGUCACGCCCCAUACUCAUGGGAGCUGGAGGACAUGGGCUCCUACACCCCAGGCUGGAGUGACCUCCUGCAAGAUAACUCCACUCUGAACCUUGAAAGUGCCUGGACGUACCAGUCUCAGGGAAAACUGAGGGUUCUGCCCAUCUGGGGCAGCGUGAGGCUCUACAGAGGAGGAGGGUUUGUGGUGGAUCUGGGGCCAGAUUUACAAAAUUCAAGCAGAACCCUUCAGUACCUUUACGACAACACCUGGUUUGACGUGUACACCCAAGCCAUCUUUGUGGAGUUCACUGUGUACAACGCUAACGUCAACCUCUUCUGCAUUGUUACACUCUUGCUGGAGACCACAGCCAUAGGAGCUUUCCAGUUUCGCAGUGAGCUUCAGAAUGUGCGUCUUUACCCAGCGACCGGCGGCCUUCACAUCUUCGUCAUGGCAUCUGAAGUCAUCUACUUCCUUUUUGUCAUCUAUUACAUGUUUGUCCAGGGAAAGCUGAUGAAGCAACACAGAUGGGCUUAUUUUAAGAGUAAGUGGAACCUGCUUGAGUUGGCGAUCAUCAUCCUCAGCUGGAGUGCAUUGUCCGUCUUCAUCAAGAGGACUCUACUGGGAAUAAGGGACGUGGAGUACUACCAGAACAACAGAGAUCAAUAUGCUAGUUUCCAUGAGACAGCCAAGGCCGAUGCAGCGCUUGGGUAUCUGAUUGCCUUCUUGGUGCUUUUAGCUACAGUCAAACUGUGGCACCUGCUGAGACUGAACCCGAAGCUGCACAUGAUCACGGCCACACUGCAGCGAGCAUGGACUGAUAUUUCAGGCUUCCUGGUGGUCAUGACCAUCAUGUUCUUGGCCUACUCCAUCGCUUCUAACUUGAUGUACGGCUGGAAGCUGUACUCCUAUCGAACUCUGCUGGAUGCUGCAUUGACGAUGAUCAGCCUGCAGCUUGGCAUCUUUAACUACGAAGAGGUUCUAGAUUAUAAUCCAGUGAUUGGUGCCUUCCUUAUCGGCACCUGCAUCGUGUUCAUGACCUUUGUGGUGCUGAACCUCUUCAUCUCUGUCAUUCUGGUGGCAUUCAGUCAAGAGCAGAUCCAUCACAAGCCAUCAGAGGAGGAAGAGAUUGUGGACCUGAUGUUGAUGAAAAUCUGCAGUUUGUUUGGAGUUAAAUGUAAGAAACAAGGCGGCGAAGGCCAAACAGAGGGGCCAGGUGUUUCAUCUGCUUCAAAUAACGGACUCUCGACCAUUUCUUCUGGGAAUUUCCACGAUGGCUGAAACAUUCUUCCACUCAGAUUCAAAAAUUGCUUGCCAUAAUGUGCUUUGUGGUUGCUUUUCACUGAAUGUUGCAAAUCUAAAAACUACUGGCAUUCUCUCUAACUGCUGCAUAAUUGUCCUAUUACAGGAAAAGGCAAAAAGAAAGUGAGAAUAACCCUUAUGUGAAGUACUGAUGCACUGUAUUUAGGCUGUAGUAUAUUUUAAUAAAUAAAUAGAUGCUUGUUCUGUGAA